GAAGUAAAAUGUGUACACUGGAGUCCAGAAUGACCGGCCCUCUUUAUGGUGCUGUGUUAACUUCUUGCUGACUGGCAGGGACAGGAAAGGCCAUAGAUAUCGUCCCCCUGUAGAAUGAGUGAAUCAGGUAUGUCUGAUUUUGAGGUGAGAAAAGAAGUGUCAUCCGACCCUGGUUUUCAUUUUGGUGCUCAAAGAUGACAUAAAAGCUGGAUGCCAGGGAGGAAUAUCCACCGGGGGAGGAAGAAACCAGCCCUGCACUCCUCCGUGAUUGGGACUGACUGUGUUGUUGCUGGGUGGAACAGCGUAAUGCUGUUGCUGCUCCUGCUCCAGCACCGUGGUGUUUCUGUUCCAGAUUGUGCUGACUCACAUUCAAGAAAACAUGAUACACAGACACAAUGCACUGUAACUCUUUUCCUUUUCCCCAGUAACCUCGAAACUUUCUGUAGCUCAUGCAAUAAAUGGCUGAGACAGUAGGUGUAAUACCAAGAGAUGAAGAUGAGAUCCAAAAUAACAGUGAUGAUGAAGACCCAUUUCCGAAUUGUGAUGAGGUAGCAGCAUCCCCUGGUUGCUUUGCCAGCCCUUCGUUAGCCAGCCUUAAUGAAGACAAGGGAAGCUCAGCAGUGCCAGAAAGGCUGUCCAUCCUUUCCAGGAAAGCUGUGGCCCAGGCAAAAGCCCUGACUGGCCCAGAGAUGGUUAGUGGUGGCCCGGCACAGAGGGCAGCCUCUGGGUUGGCUGAGCAUCAUCCAACAGCUGUAAAUGCAUCGUUAGGUGGCUCUUCAUACCCUGCAGAGGUCGGUAACCUGCAGCCUGUGGGCAUUGCCUCCCCGUGCUCCGAGAGCCCCUGCUGUGACGGCAACCUGAGUUUGGAGGUGCUGCAGGUCCCGUGGGUGCCCGGAGGGGCCGAUGAGCCCCCGCAGCCUGACGCUGCCCUGCCCGGGAGCGACACCGGGGGCUGCCACACACCACAGGCGGGGAGCAGAGUGAAGGGGGACACAGACCCCUGUAGUCUGGGCCGGGCAAUUUGGACAAAGACUGUAAAAGUAACGGAGUCCUUAGAAAAUAAGAAAAAAGAGGAAAAGGAGAAGUACCGGCUCCAGCUAGCUAUGUACCGGCGGCUUCUGCUGUUGCGCUCAAUCAGGAGCUUGCACAAGCAGCUGGAGCAGCAGCAGGCCAGAUUGCAGGAAUGCUAUGGCAUGGUAAUAAAUACCAAGAAAGAAGUGUUGAAACACAUUCGCUCAACCUCGCCCUCACCUUCGCCAUAAUCGUGUUGCUGCAUGCAGAAAUGAGCUUUGUAAUGCCACCGGAGCCGUCAGUAAGCUUGCAUGCUAUAGGGGUGGUGUCCUCAUACCCAGGAGUACGUGCCCACGUGCGCCGAGAGCAGGGAACAGCAGCAGCAGAGCAAGAAGAAAGGGGAAGGGAAAGUGUUGGCCCCUGAAUUUGGCUGGAGGAAACCGGAGCAAGACUCUACCUGUGCGAGAAGCUGACUGCUGAAGCGCACUCAAAGCCUCAAGCUGAAAUAGGAUUUUUAGCAUAUAGGCUUGUAGAAAGAAAAAAAAAAACAAAACAAAACAGGAACUGGGAACCUAGUCUGACAGCUAAUCUGUAAGGGGGUCAGGUGCAAGAGUUGCUGCCGGCUGAAUACGUGAAAUGGCGCAUCUCCCUUCUAUUUGCAGCGCUAACAAAACUUGAGCAGAAUUAGAGUUCAUUUGUCUGCAAGAAUACCUGAAUCUAGAAAGCCAGGAUAUUUGAAACACGUAAGCUCAGGCUUGAUUAUAUCUAGCCAGCUGCCUGUUUUUCACAAAGCUGCUAAGGCCAUUGCACAUUUGCGACCUCUGCCCUCCUAUAAAAUUUAUUCAGAUUGACCAGAAAUUAUUGUGGGAAGGUAGGAAAGUCAAGCGCAUGCACAGGGAGACAGUGCAACUGCCUAAACCUUAUUUCCUUAGGAAAGCAAGCUAAAAACAAAGGCCUCGUAAUCUGGCUUUGCAUUGGAAACCCAGACUGGCAGUGCCAGGGGAAUGUUCAAGGUCUGCACAAUUAUUAAUCUGCUGCUAACUCCCAGUGGCACUAGCGUCUGCAAAUCAAGCAUAUUUUGUGCCUUACUGCUGUCAUUUAAUGGAAGUUGGUGACAAUUAGCACUUUUUAUCCAGGUGUAUUAGACACGUGGAAAAGCCUAGAGCAGUGUUUCUCCAACUGCGAGGUUAGGAUGCCUGCAGGGAAUUUGAUGUCAGUAUGCAACAAACACACAGGGAAAAUGAAAGCAAAAAGAUGCAAUUUUUUUUUUUAUGCAUUUAAAAGGCAACGUGAGUCCCUAUUAUUGAAGAGCAAAUUGAAUAGUUGACUGUGCUGGUUUAGGAUCUGAAGCAAAAAAUUAUUCAAGAAGAAAAGGUACUGAAAAGCUUCCUUUUCUAGGAUUUAAAGUGAUAUGGAAAAAUAUCGUUUUCUUCAGAUAGUUAUUUCUGAUCAUGCCACCCUUCCUUUUCCUCUGUUUUUUUUUUUUUGUUAUAAAUGUUUAGGUAGAUGAACAAUCAAACAGGUUUUUGGUGUGUUUUUUCUGGAUAAAAAGGUGAGUCUGUUAUUAGAAGUCAUAUCUUUCUGAGAAUAAUAUACUAUAUACAGGAAACUUUUUAUCUCAGCUUUUUUGUGUGUGUAUAGAGAGAGGGUGUGUGUGUGUUUGUGUAUGCCCACACACAAACCCCUCCCUGUAUACUAGAGGUUAUGAAAGGUUGGGGCUUCUUUUUCUGUAGCGAAAACAGGAAUAAUCUCUCAAAAUAAUCUCUGCUGUCUGCGAGGAGUUUGGUUGAUUAGAUUCACAUGCACACAUCUGUGAGCAAGGUAUUGAAGUAAUUCAACAAUUGAAGUGCAGCACAACAUUGUCAUUAUUCCGUCUUUGUAUUUCUGUGCACCCAAAAUUAUGGAAGCCCCCUGGGUAUGCACAACCUUAGAUAGGUUCAUUCAUCUCCUUGGGCCCUGGUGUAUCUUCUCACACAGCAUGAGCCUGUAACUUUGAAUGCAGGAUUACCAUAGAAACAUCCUUGGCAUCAAGGAGAUAUUUGAAGAAGCACCUUCUACUGCCUCAUUUGGGGGGAUUUGGGUUGCCGGGGGCCUUUAGUGGGCUGCAGAAGAGAGCUGGGGAUUGCGUGUGACUGGGAGCCAUUACUCCUGAGCUCUGAUCCCACCCAGCUCUCUGCUCAGCCUUGGGAAUGCUGUUCUCUGGCAGGUUUCUCAAAGAAUGCUUAAAUACUAAACUCACCCCAAAGGUAACCUGCUCUGUCUUAAUAUGCCCCCCAAGAAGGAAUGUUGACCGUGGCCAAUAGAGCCAUGCAAAGAUUUGAUUUUUUUUUUUAAAUUUUUUUGUACUUCAUGAACUAGAAAAGCCUUUUUGUCAUUGGUUAAGAGUGAGAGUAAGCAUACUGUACCAAGCACAAGCAAACCACUAUUAGGUCGUCUCUCUUGGGGAAAGAAAUGUUGGAGAAGGGACACAUCUCUCAAAAAUAUUACUGAAUUUUGAAAUCAAAUGUCAAAUUGUUCCCAUUAGGAAGACAGUAAAAAUAUAUACUUUUGUUAACUUUGGCCAACUUUUUUUGUUG
Messenger RNA from Chroicocephalus ridibundus (black-headed gull), 3587 nucleotides. RefSeq names its product UPF0500 protein C1orf216 homolog. Bases 459 to 1262 code for a protein of 267 amino acids. The transcript has 2 exons. NCBI's taxonomy places the organism in Eukaryota, Metazoa, Chordata, Aves, Charadriiformes, Laridae. The record is from RefSeq and is a predicted model, not a curated record.